Molecule: messenger RNA, 1041 nt
Organism: Symbiodinium natans
Lineage: Eukaryota; Dinophyceae; Suessiales; Symbiodiniaceae
Source: the annotation of a GenBank genome assembly
AUGGACAUCAGCAAUCUGCCUGAGAAACUGCAAGAACCAGCAGCUGUGGAUGUCCCCUCGGAGGAUUCGCCAGCUGGAGGGGAGGUGCGGCGCUCUUUUUCGGAUCCUCGAAGCCAACGAAGCAGGACACUGACCAACACUGUCUCCCCACGGCUGCCCGGGGUCCCCGUACGCUAUGGCGUCCACUCCAUCCAAAACCAGCGCAGUGAGAUGGAGGACGCUCACCGGGCCGUACUGGGCGCUGCUUGCUGCAGCCCUUCCCUUCGAGCUCAGGCAGAGAGGUGGCUUGGGAACCUCAGCUAUUUCUCCGUCUUUGAUGGGCACGGUGGCUCGCGAGCUGCCGAGUUCUCGAGUGACCGUCUUUUCAGUCUCCUCGUGGAAAAUCGCGACGAGCUGCAUGCGGAGCCGGAACUUGCGCUGCAGAAAGCCUUUGCACAGACGGAGGCCGAUUGGUUGACGCUAGCCAGACAAGAGGACCUCAUGGACGGUACAACGGCAGCAGUGGUGGUGGUCGACCGCAUGGCUGGCCGCUGCAUCGUUGGCAACGUGGGUGACAGCGAGGUGAUGCUUGGAGGGCGGAGCCCCGAUGGCAGCAUCUACGCUCAGGCUCUCACGGAAGUUCACCAUUGCAAGAGGAGCCAUGAGGAGUCGCAGCGCAUCCAGGAUCUUGGCGGCCGCGUUUGGCACGGUCGGCUAGGCCAUCCGAAGAUCAGUCCCCAGGUCCUCUCAUUGUCAGUAUCUCGCGCCAUCGGAGAUCUUUUCUUCAAAGAUGACAAGUUCACCGGUGGCAUGGCUUCGGGCCUGACAGCGGACCCAUACAUCCGCUCAGCGGAGGUAUGUCAGGGAAGGCUUCAGCACGAGUUCCUGCUGAUCGGCUGCGAUGGGCUUUGGGACACCGUCUCCUACGAGCAGGCCGCGGCGCUGGUCCUGGAGAAGCUGGGGGAAGGAGAGGAGCCCCAGGCCAUCAGCGAGGCAUUGGUUCGUGUGGCGCGUGACGCGGGAUCUAUGGACAACAUCACCGUGAUGGUCGUUGCGUUCUGA